UCUCCAUCGCAGGCCGCAUCCCUGACAGCCUAAGAAACUGUGUGAAUAAGGAGUUCUUUGUGACCACAGGACCGUGGGCAGUAAUGGACCAGCAAGGUGUCCACCCAGAGCUCAAUGGCACCGCCUACAGCCAAGCCAACCAAACUCUGCACGCCCUAACAACCGGGGUUCCUCAAGACAAAAUGUAGUACCUAUUGGCACUCAGGUACCCGCCGGGCAUGAUGGGCAUGGCUCCAGGGGUGAUCCCGGGUGGCUUAGAGGGGAUGGUGCCAGGGGGGGUACCAAUCGCCCAUACCCUGCCCUCUGGUACCCAUCCGUCCCAGGCCCCCGCCCAACCAGCCAGCCUCCAAACACUGUCACGGAGAGACCAGAGAGAACCUUACCGAGCAAUAGAACCCUGACCGCCAGCAUAGCAGCCAGCCAACCAGCCAGCAGAGAGGACAAUAACAACAGUGCCACAGGAAGAAGAGCUGCUGCCUUGGCAGCAGAGGAAGAGCAUCAUGCCCCUCAACACCUCCUCAAACUCAACCAGUAGAGAGGACACCAACAACAACAACAACAGGAAGAGCAUCAUGCUCCUCAACACCUCCUCAAACUCAACCAGUAGAGAGGACAACAACAACAACAACAACAGGAAGAGCAUCAUGCUCCUCAACACCUCCUCAAACUCAACCAGUAGAGAAGACAACAACAGGAAGAGCAUCAUGCUCCUCAACACCUCCUCAAACUCAACCAGUAGAGAAGACAACAACAACAACAACAACAACAGGAAGAGCAUCAUGCUCCUCAACACCUCCUCAAACUCAACCAGUAGAGAGGACAACAACAACAACAACAACAGGAAGAGCAUCAUGCUCCUCAACACCUCCUCAAACUCAACCAGUAGAGAGGACAACAACAACAACAACAACAACAGGAAGAGCAUCAUGCUCCUCAACACCUCCUCAAACUCAACCAGUAGAGAGGACAACAACAACAACAACAACAACAUCAACAACAGGAAACUCAAGCUACACUCACAACCAACUCAAGUUUUAAAAAACACAAACAAAAAGCGUCCACCUGAAGUUUGGACCAAUCAGACACGGAACACCACGGUAUUUACUGUCAGUCCUGGGAAUAAACCACCGAACUGCGAAUGAGGAAGCAGUCACUUCACGGAUUUGUACUUUACGUUUUAGUUUUGACUGUCCCGUUGGUCGGUACGGUCGGUACGGUCUCUUUAGGUUCACUACCAACUACUACAGUACUCAUUUUAUUUUGUAACGUGCCCAUGUGGUCCGUUGUCCGAGUCCAGUGUUAGCUGUCUAUCACCGUCGUAUGGUGGCAAGCAGAGAGGAGACUGACAGUCCCGCCCACACCUCAGAGCAUCAUGGGAAGACUUCCUGACCAAUGGGAGAACAUGAGACAUCACCCCCCCCUAAUCCUUUGACCCCUUGA
Messenger RNA from Oncorhynchus gorbuscha (pink salmon), 1440 nucleotides. RefSeq names its product C-terminal-binding protein 2-like. The transcript is spliced from 4 exons. The coding region runs from base 501 to 1142 and encodes 213 amino acids. Lineage: Eukaryota; Metazoa; Chordata; Actinopteri; Salmoniformes; Salmonidae. The record is from RefSeq and is a predicted model, not a curated record.